Molecule: messenger RNA, 1548 nt
Organism: Amoebophrya sp. A25
Lineage: Eukaryota; Dinophyceae; Syndiniales; Amoebophryaceae
Source: the annotation of a GenBank genome assembly
AAAAAACUUGUUCUAUCUAGCAAAACCUCCUAAAAUGAACAGAGACUACUUUCAUAGAGAUGAGUUGUUGCAUGACCAUGUUUUUGGGAUGAAUGACGUUCCGGGUGGGUGAUGCGUUUGAAUCACAAUUAACGAGGACAAAGAUUCUGUCUCCUACAACGCCCUUCGCGAGCCGCGUGGCCGAGCCACUUUUGUGUAUGAGUGAAGGUGCUGGCAGGGAUCCCGAGAACGGAGGACUGCUACCUACCAUGGGCAUUGCUGCAGACGCAAAUCGGAGGCCAGCGCCAUUUUCGGUGCCUGGUCUAGCAUGGUAUGCAGAUUGCUAUGUCGCGAUGCACGCUUUUUUUGCGCUCUCCUUUGCGUCAGUCGCGCUUUUUCUCCCGGAAAUGUUCUCGCUCUUCUGUAAUAUGGAGAUACCUGCCGACAGCGUUGCCGCAGAUUGUAUUUUCCUGUUGGUUUGUUUGAAUUUGCACUUACGUUGCUCGUAUGCUAUUAGUCGAGGUGUCUCAUAAUUAGUUGGAUAGAUAAACAAAAAUGUUCUAGAUUUUCUGUGCUAUCUGUUGCAGAGGACGGGUCUAGUAAGUAGUACUAGAAGGAAGCAUAAUUUCAAUUUCUCUCACAUCAACCACCACACCAGGUAUUCGAUGGUCAAGUCCGUUCAUUUUUGGAUUCGGAUUUCUUGCUAUCACUUCCCUUUAUCUGGACGUACAGGCGAGAACGUAUAUCGCGCGGGUGUAUGUUAUGAGUUCGAUUAACGGAUUCAAUUCAUCAGAUUCCAUUCUUAGGCACGUUGUCGAAUAGAUUCAAACCAUCAGACUUAAUUCAUCUUCCGUGCAAUGCCUUCGUUUUACAUGAAUCGAAGAAAUGAGUUGUUAGACAUCUUCUAAUCUUGUAGCUUCCUUUGUUAUCGCCGUGUGUUCAGGCUGUCGCGCGCAAUCUACCGGACGUUGGAAUUCGUUACACCCCUUGAAUAUCGCAAUUUUUGCCUCACUAGCUGUAGGUUACCUUGUCCUCCUCGUUUCGUUCCCCCACGCUUUAGACCGAGCAAACGCGAAGAGACCAUGAGGACGAGCAUAAUUACAGCUGAUGUGACCAGGGCAACUCACAUCUUUGCAUCGGGUUUUCGACGACAUAAUCAAUAGAUCUCAUUCUUCUACGUAGGAGUUUCCCAGUCUUGAUUUUUGCGUUACGACUUAAGAACGAAAUUCACACAGACAUGCACGGAUGAGCGGGUGCUGCGCAAGGUCCCGAAGAUGCAAUGCAUUUUAUUGAUGCUUCAAUGUCCUUCGUCGCUGGCGCAUGUUCGUCGACUAGAACUCACGUUUCGGGAGCCAGAGGUUGAGACCGUUGUACAGAUUAUUUGUGUAGUAGUUGCUACUUGAUUUUUCUCUCCUGCUCGCUCAUGGAACGCUCCUCAUGAAUGUGUGCAGAUUUGGGAGAGUUCUUCUCGCUCUUCCUCCUCAUGAUAGGAGCAAGGUAGGAUCGGACAUGCAUGAUAACAUAGAAAAUGCGCGCAAGAACUGCAUUGCAUACACGAUUUUGGCUACG